Anguilla anguilla (European eel) is the source of this 3294-nucleotide messenger RNA. It is a transcript of the gene igfbp6b, whose product is annotated as insulin-like growth factor binding protein 6b. Gene Ontology annotation, molecular function: insulin-like growth factor I binding; fibronectin binding; insulin-like growth factor II binding. Gene Ontology annotation, biological process: regulation of insulin-like growth factor receptor signaling pathway. Bases 385 to 966 code for a protein of 193 amino acids. The transcript is spliced from 4 exons. Gene Ontology annotation, cellular component: extracellular region. The record is from RefSeq and is a predicted model, not a curated record. NCBI's taxonomy places the organism in Eukaryota, Metazoa, Chordata, Actinopteri, Anguilliformes, Anguillidae.
UCUCUCUUUCUCUCCACCUUUCAGAUCUUUAAAAGCCGCUGCUUGCUCUGUCUCUCUCAUCGGUUCGUCUUCUUGGCCGCUGCAGGGGGACUCCUGGUUGCCUCUCAUCAGAACACGCCAAGCCCUCGUCAUAGCCUGCAAGCAGGGGGAGAGCGAGAGAGAGAGAGAGAGAGAGAGAGAGAGGGAUAGAGAGAGAGAAAGAAAGAGAGAGAGGGAGAGGAAACAGAGAGACAGGAAACAGAGAGGGAGCGAAGAGAAAAAUCCCUCCAGAAAUAACAAAAAAAAGAAAAAAAAAAGAAAAAAGAAAAGCAAAAAAAAAAAAGAAAAAAUUUCCUCUGGCGUCUUGAGGAAGGGACUGAGCAGAGAGGGAGGAACCUGGACAGAAUGCUUCCGCUGUGCGAUCUGCUGGCCUUGGCAGUGCUCCUGGCGGCCCAGCCCGGGCCCUGGACGGCCGCCAGCCGCGCGGCGCCCCAGAAGGGAUGCGCUUCCUGCCGCGGGCUCCGGGGCCCGGCUCCGGCGGAGGCCGGCACGUCCUCCCUGGCCGUGGGGGAGCCCUGCGGGGUGUACACCCUGAGCUGCGCCCGGGGACUGCGCUGCGUGCCCCCCCAGCGCGACCACAGCCCCCUCCAGGCGCUGCUGCAGGGACGGGGUGUGUGCGCCAAGCACGUCAAAGCCAGCCCCACCGAGAAGCCCUUCCCGGCAGGUCCAUACCCUUCACACAGUGGUGAGCUUGAGAAAGCUCCUUGUCGUAAGCUGCUAAACACCGUUUUGCGCCAUCUUGAGCCCACUCAUUUCCCAGCGAACCGUGACAUCUACAUCCCCAACUGCGACACACGUGGCUUCUACAGAAAGAAGCAGUGCCACUCGUCCAAAGGCAUGCAGCGCGGCCAGUGCUGGUGCGUGGACGAGCACGGCACGCCCCUGCGCAACGGCGAGGACGGCGUCCUGCCCUGCGACGGCGACUGAGGCUCCGCCCCCGUCUCCGAGGAGGAGGAGGAGGAGGAGGAAGGCUGUGAGGACGGCAGAAGGCUCUAGAGUAUGCUGGACACCGCCUGGCCAGAAAACAGAGGCUGGAGACAAAACCACGAGGAACCCCGCUCAAAACUAUUUCCUCACCCCAUCCCGCCCUCCCCCACCACCACAACAAGGUGGUGCCCACCUAAUUCACCCAACAAAAAAUGCCUGCAGCCACCAUGACCAGCACAUCACAUCUUUUAACCCCUUAAUUGUUUUGUAGGAACGCUGCAUACAGGUCGUUUUAGCCACCUACUGUAUGACUGCUGGUACUGCCUUCAAAUCCCCGUUCAGUAAUUAGGCUUUCAAUCUGAUGGUUAGUUUGAUCAUGUGAUUCACCCUUUUAUUGGUAUAUUGAGCCAAAUUAAUGGGGGAGAGCUGGAUUCCUGCUUCCCCACAGCAGUAGGGAGAAUCCUGCAUGGAUUUGAUUGGGAAUUUUAAAUAUGACACAAAUUGGACGGCUUUAAAUUGUACUUCCCUUUCAAGAUUCCUUUGGCACAUGUAUUUGAAUGCGGGAAACUCUGAUGAGGCUUGAUUAAUUCUCUGUGAGCCUGACUGAAGGUCAUCCCAGCGUCUCAUCUCCAGAUGUGCUGUGCUGCGGUUGUUUCAUCUGAAAUAACUGUGAGGCAAUCUCCGCACCCGUCCUCCACAGGUACCCCAGCAGUAUUGUUUUUGCGAAUAGAAAGCUGUUGCAUCUCGACAGCAGCUAUCUGCAAUGAAAAAUUAAACGUCCAAUUCUGCUAGAGUCGUACUUUUGCUGGAAUCGCAAAUUCCUCUCUCCCUUUUCAGUGUUUUGAAUGAAAGCAUAGCUUAACUGUUCUCCGUUUAUUUUAUUUUUUUUACAGAAUCAAAGCACAUUUUUAAAAGGCACAGUAACUGGGGGGGGGGGGGGGCUGUUCCCUCUGCCCGAGUCAUUUAGAAAGACCGCUUUUCAGUCGGCACAGUGAAGCCGCUCAGCCCACCAGCAGCUCUGUUUUGUAGGUCGCUCAUACCAGUCUGUCUAUUAAUAUGCUUGGCUCAAAGCGGCCAUUUUAGAAACAGGAGGGGGACAGAAUAUCGCAUUUCAGUACAGGAAAUGUUCAGAAUUAAAGAAUGUCUGUAUAAAGCACAUAAAACAGCGGGUUUCUCUCAAGAGUCCCCCAGACUCUUUGGGCUCGCUCCACUUAGGACUCCGUUUCCCAUAAUUCCAGGCCAGUCCAACUCCUUCAUUCCAACAGACGUCUUCAGGUCAGUUGGUCGUUUCUUUUGCAGGGUGAAAUAUGUGAUCAGCUGAGCAGGUUCCAUCAAACCGGAAUACGAGUGUUGUCGGGAGAAACGUCACCACCACCUUAACUGAAAGACAGUCGUGCUUCUCCUUCUCCUUUACUGUGGAGUGCGAGUUUAAGCAGAUGUUACUUUUUUAUUCUUUUGCUGCUGCUUUUUUUAUUUCUCUUACUGUCAAUCUCCUAAGAUUUAGAAGAAUUGACAAAAAUGCCUAAAAUAAUUGUUCAAUAUUUAGGGCCAACUGCAAAGCAAAAUGAUCAAACCGGCCAUGGCUGUGGCUGGCUUAUUGUUGCAUUUGGUCAGCUUCGAGAAGGCUUCAGGGCAGAUGGCUUUGUAUCGCCCUCCAAUUUAUAUAUUUUUUUUUAGAUUUCAUUGCAUAUUGUAAAAAAGCUUGACAACCACUCCCCUCAAAAGUAAGAUGGAUGAAGAUGAGUCAUGUGACCCUAGGGUCUGAACCUGCCAAUGGAGUUACAACACUGCAAGGUGCAGUGACUCACAUAUUUAAAUCCCACCCCCUUAGAACCAAACACCCUUCCUCCCUCCAAAAUUACACUGACAAAAUAAUGCAAAAUAAAAAUGAAUAUAUGUUUUUCAUGUAAUUUAUUCUGAAGCAUUAUUUUCAUGCUUAAAUUUCAAUAGUCAGUGUUAAGAGACUGAGGCCCUUUUUGAAAAGUCUUUAAACAUAUUUUUAUAUACUUUUAUACAUUUCUUUUAUAAAUAUAUAAAUAUUAAUUGUGUAUGUCUGAUUCAUUAUUUAACUAUGCUGUAUUUUUAUAUUGCCUUCUUUAUUUAAAAAUCAUGUGUCAUUUUUAUUUUAUAGAUAAAUAUGAGGGGAAAAUUCUACCUUAUUGGGAACAAUAUGCUUUAAUCUUAUUUAAACUGCUGUGUAUGAUACCAUAUCUUACCAUCGUUUAAUUUAUAUAUGGAGCCUUUGUUAUGAAAAUGAUUUAUGAAAGUGCCACAUUUUGCUUUUGAAAUUUUUUAAUGCACAUUGUAAUAAAUUCAAGUUCAAACUUU